AUCAAAAUCAUUACUAACAAAAGAAAAGUAUAUACACAAUAAAAAUGGAGAAAUCAGCUUUGAUAUUCAUUGGUAUUAUACUUUUUUCAACAUGUACACCGAUUCUAGCACGAACUGGAUAUCUACCUUGCAAGAACAACGCUGAUUGCAUUAGACUCAAAUGUCCAACACCAUUUGGUAAGCCCACGUGUGUGAAUGCUGGCUGUGAAUGCCCGCUUGAAAGAUUUGUGGCUUUACCAGAUGAUACCAAUACCAAUUGUGGUGUGGCUACUUGCAUUGACUAUUGUAAGGCAAAAGGUGAACAAGCUUAUGCUUGUAUCAUGAACCGUUGUUACUGUCACAAACCUCCCAUGUAAUUUAUGUAACGGAUACUCUUUCAAAUAUGGAAUAUUAUA
This is a messenger RNA of Camelina sativa (false flax), 395 nucleotides long. Its product is annotated as putative defensin-like protein 307. The record is from RefSeq and is a predicted model, not a curated record. Lineage: Eukaryota; Viridiplantae; Streptophyta; Magnoliopsida; Brassicales; Brassicaceae.